AUGGGUCUCAAGCUAAGCAACACGCGGAUCCCGCCGCCAAAUCCCGAUUAUCAAUGGGGCACGUACAGUAGCAAGAAGAACAACGAGACAGGCUGGUCGGAGCCAGAAUUCAUCGCAAGCCCUUAUCUGCAGGUGCAUGGUCUGGCACCGGGACUACACUAUGGCCAGCAAGUCUACGAGGGAAUACAAGCCCGGCGAACGCACGACAACCAGAUACUUAUUUUCCGGGCGGAGGCAAAUGCAAAGCGCAUGCAGCGGUCAGCCGAAGCCGUGUCGAUGCCCAGCGUGCCCGAGGCGCUAUUCCUCAAAGCGGUGCAUCUGGCCGUCGCACGCAACGCCGAGUUUGUGCCACCGGCGGAUUUCGUGGGGAGCUUGUACAUCCGCCCGUUCCAGUUUGGGUCGGGGUGCCAGAUUGGGCUGGAGCCGCCAGAUGAGUUUGUGUUUUGCGUCUUUGUGCAGCCCCAUGUGGCCUUUCACGGGUACGGGACGCUGCGCGCGCUGGUGUCGGAGGACUUUGAUCGCGCUGCUACGCGCGGCACUGGCGCUGUCAAGGUCGGCGGGAACUAUGCCCCUGUCAUCAAGUGGUCGCGGGAGGCGCGUAAACCUGAGAAUGGCGGUUGGGGCGUGCUGUUGCAUGUCGACAGUAAGACGCAGACGUUCAUUGAUGAGUUUAGCACCUCGGGCUUCAUUGGCAUCACGCGUACGGUGGAUGAGAGCACGAAGAGUGAGCGUACGACGGUGGUGGUGGCGGAUAGCCCGGCGGCCAUUGAGAGUAUUACUGCAGUGACGGUUUCGGAACUGGCGUCGUCACUGGGAUGGGAAGUGGUCAAGCGGCAGGUGAGGCUGGAUGAGCUCGCAGACUUCAGCGAAGUACUUGCGGUUGGCACAGCUGCUGGACUGGUGUCGGUCGCCGUGAUCCGGCAUCAAUCUACGGAUCGUGACUUUAACUUUGUUGAAAACGGGCCUUGCUAUGAGGAGUUGUCUAGCACACUAAAGGGCAUCCAGCACGGCAGGGUGGCGGAUACGUUUGGAUGGUGUGUGCCUCUUCGGUUUGAGGAAUUUGUAUCUACAUAG
Exserohilum turcica Et28A is the source of this 1074-nucleotide messenger RNA. RefSeq lists its product as uncharacterized. Gene Ontology annotation, biological process: branched-chain amino acid metabolic process. Gene Ontology annotation, molecular function: branched-chain-amino-acid:2-oxoglutarate transaminase activity. Bases 1 to 1074 code for a protein of 357 amino acids. Lineage: Eukaryota; Fungi; Ascomycota; Dothideomycetes; Pleosporales; Pleosporaceae. The transcript has 6 exons. The record is from RefSeq and is a predicted model, not a curated record.